AUGCCGGAUUCCGAUAGUAGUGACGAUGAGGUGGAUUCCCGGCUAUUGCAAGCCGUAGAUUCGUCCUUUCUCAAUGAGGCACUAUAUGGAAAGAAACCGCUAACCAAUCAAGGACCAUUGAUUGGUGUUAAUGUAUCUCCUUCAGCCAGCAAGAAAGAGGAACCAAAAUCAAAUCGCCACCUGGUUGAAGAGGAGACCCCGUUCCAAAGCGACCUCACAGUUACGGAGUCGAUGCAGAAACACGUUGCCGGAAAGAUAUCGAAACUUAUCGAAACGAUUGUCACUUUCGAUGAAACGUUAUCGAUAAAUGGUCCACCAGCGCUCGUUUCGAAUCCGGAUAGUGGCGCGGUUCGUCUUUUGUCCGGUUUCGACACAUACGUCGAUCUGCAAUCCGUGGAAGCUCCAUUGAAUCGGAAACCGGUGCGAGUACGCCGGCGACGGGUGGACGACGGCGAAUUCGAACCUAACCGCCAGCAAAAACUUCAAUCUGCAGUGUGUGAGCCGGACACGGUUGCAAAAGAACUGCAGCACUGGAAGCCACCAAAGCGACGCUCGACGGUGUUCUAUUACAAGCACACAUCCAGGGGAUUGUGCGAAGAAAUCGCCCAUAAGCCAGAGACUGAGUUCUCCGUACGACGGGCACAGAACGGUUGGGACGAAAGCAAGAUUCGGUCGUACAAGAAAAGAACGAAGCAGAAAAAAGGUGUAAAAAAGACUGCUCAGAAUUAA
Anopheles bellator is the source of this 729-nucleotide messenger RNA. RefSeq lists its product as uncharacterized. Lineage: Eukaryota; Metazoa; Arthropoda; Insecta; Diptera; Culicidae. The transcript is spliced from 2 exons. The record is from RefSeq and is a predicted model, not a curated record. Bases 1 to 729 code for a protein of 242 amino acids.